AUGGAGCACACAGAUGAUGGAAAACAACAAAUGAUACAGUCGGUACCGGCGAAAAAGAAGAGGAUCCGAAAACCUAGAGGCCGUGGCUUGAGGACAAAAACCGGCUGCCUGACCUGCCGAAAGAGACACAAAAAGUGCGACGAGAGGGUGCCUGUCUGUGGGCCAUGCACCACCGCAGCGAGAGACUGCGUCUUUCCUCCGGAUGCACCGGGCACCCGUGCCACAGCCACACCCGUCAACAGGGAGUCAAAGACACCCACACCAUCAGAUCGUCAUGAGGCAUUGUCGCCCAUUGAGGAUGCACUGAGAGCCCAUCUAUCCCCUGGUCCCAGACAUCAACGAGCCGAAUCAACGCAUACAGAUCUCGGCCUUUCAUCUCCAGGAAGCGGCCGACCAGGGUUUUUCUCUACAGGUCGGACGCAGAAUCUCGGAAUGAGUAUCGGUGACGCCUACAUGGAAACCCUGAAAGGGUACUCGCCCGAGACGGUGUCUUCGGAGCCGUGGACCUCGGACCUGGCCUUGGCGCGCUGGCUGUCUCUCGUCGCGACGGACGCGGCCAGGUCCGACCGCAGCUUCUCGCUAGCUCCCAGCCCGGCCCCGCAGACGCCGCCCGCCUGUGCCGCGGCAGAACCCACAUUCUACACGGAGCCCGGGGACCCAGAGCGCAGGGCUUGGCAGCUGGACCGGGACUUUAUGCUCUCGGGCCGCGAGGCGUUACUCUUUCGCCACUUCACCGACCGGAUGGCGGGCUGGCUGGACCUGCUGGACCCGGCGGCGCCGUUCUCGUCCCGGGCCGUCAGGUUAGCGCUGCGCAACACGGGCGUGAUGAAGAGCAUACUGGCGCUUGCCGCAAAGCACCUCUCGACGUCGGCAACCGCUGCAUCCUCCCCGCCGGCUGAUGACGGCGAGGCUGGCGCGGCGGUGGAGUACUACUACGAGACGCUGCACUACGUGCAGGAGGCGCUGGCCUACAGGAGCUACACGCACUCGGAGGAGCUGCUGGUGACGGUGCUGGCCAUAUCUUCGUACGAGAUGCUGGACGAGGCCGACGGCCGCGGCAACUGGCAGCGUCACCUCAAGGGCGUCUUUUGGAUCCAAAGGUCGCAGAACACGGACGGCGAGUGCGGCGGGCUCCGCCAGGCCGUGUGGUGGUCGUGGCUGCGCCAGGACAUCUGGGCCGCGUUCCGCGAGCGGCGGCGCUGCCUCACCAUCUGGAAGCCGAGGCUGGCCAUGUCCGAGCUGGACCAGGACCAGCUGGCGCGGAGGACCGUGUUCCUGCUCGCGCAGGCGGUCAACUGCUGCGCCGCGCCGGCGGACCCCUGCAGACGGAAGGAGGUGGAGGCGCUGGCCGCGGAGAUGGACGCGCUCCGCGCCUGCUGGGGCGAGCACUUCCGGCCGCUGCCGACCGCGACGGGCGGCGGGCGCGACGCCGUCUUCGCGCCGCUCUGGGUCCACCCGCCCCGCUUCGGCGUCGCGGUGCAGGCGUUUGCGUUUGCGCAGAUCCUGCUCACGCUGCACGCGCCCAUGCCGCCCGGCUUCGAGGGGUACUCCAAGGUGCAGCGGGUGCUGUCGGACGCGGUCGACAUCAUCUGCGGCGUCGCCAUGGAGAUGACCGAGCCGGGCUGCCAGAUCUUUUCCGCGCAGUGUCUGUACGGCGCGGGGCUGUGCGUGCAGGAGCAGAAGAAGAGGGAUAAAAUACUACAGCUCAUGGAGGUCUGCGAGGCGAGGUUCGGCUGGGCGCCCAUGGCGACGUGGAGGGAGGAUCUGAGGAAGGAGUGGGACAGGGCCGAUGGAGGGAAGGUGGGCGGGCUUGGGCUGCCUUCGCUGAGGUAA
Molecule: messenger RNA, 1833 nt
Organism: Pyricularia pennisetigena
Lineage: Eukaryota; Fungi; Ascomycota; Sordariomycetes; Magnaporthales; Pyriculariaceae
Exons: 2
Coding region: 1-1833 (610 amino acids)
Biological process (GO): positive regulation of transcription by RNA polymerase II
Cellular component (GO): nucleus
Molecular function (GO): zinc ion binding; DNA-binding transcription factor activity, RNA polymerase II-specific; transcription cis-regulatory region binding
Source: RefSeq, a predicted model, not a curated record